Drosophila innubila is the source of this 1420-nucleotide messenger RNA. RefSeq names its product opsin Rh4. The transcript has a single exon. Gene Ontology annotation, biological process: visual perception; G protein-coupled receptor signaling pathway. Gene Ontology annotation, molecular function: G protein-coupled receptor activity. The record is from RefSeq and is a predicted model, not a curated record. NCBI's taxonomy places the organism in Eukaryota, Metazoa, Arthropoda, Insecta, Diptera, Drosophilidae. Gene Ontology annotation, cellular component: membrane. Bases 34 to 1188 code for a protein of 384 amino acids.
GUAAAAGUUUGAACUGCGGUUUGCAGAUACGAAAUGGUGGACGACGCAGGGAGGGCGUUGUGUAAUGCCAGCGAGACUCCACUGCUGAGGCCGGAGGCGCGAGUCUCGGGCAACGGGGAUCUGCAGUUUCUGGGCUGGAAUGUGCCACCGGAUCAGAUACAAUAUAUACCGGAGCAUUGGCUGACACAAUUGGAGCCGCCGGCAUCGAUGCAUUACAUGCUCGGCGUAUUCUAUGUAUUUCUAUUCUGCGCCUCGACCGUUGGCAAUGGCAUGGUCAUCUGGAUAUUCAGUACUUCGAAAUCCUUGCGCACACCAUCGAAUAUGUUUGUGCUGAACCUGGCCGUAUUCGAUUUAAUAAUGUGCCUUAAGGCGCCCAUCUUCAUCUACAAUAGUUUCCAUCGAGGCUUCGCAUUGGGCAACACAGGAUGUCAACUUUUUGCUGCCAUUGGUUCGUAUUCUGGAAUCGGAGCCGGAAUGACAAAUGCGGCGAUUGGUUAUGAUCGUUUCAAUGUCAUAACGAAGCCAAUGAAUCGCAACAUGACCUUUACCAAGGCCGUCGUCAUGAACGUUAUCAUAUGGCUUUACUGUACUCCAUGGGUAGUCCUACCAUUGACGCAGUUUUGGGAUCGAUUUGUGCCGGAGGGAUAUCUAACUUCCUGCUCAUUUGAUUAUCUCACGGAUAACUUUGACACACGUCUAUUUGUGGGCACCAUAUUUUUCUUUAGCUUUGUGUGCCCCACACUGAUGAUAAUGUACUAUUAUAGCCAAAUUGUGGGACAUGUUUUCAGCCACGAGAAAGCACUACGCGAACAGGCCAAGAAGAUGAAUGUGGAAUCACUGAGAUCCAAUGUGGACAAGAGCAAGGAAACCGCUGAGAUACGAGUUGCCAAGACAGCCAUAACCAUCUGUUUUCUAUUCUUUGUUUCCUGGACACCUUAUGGUGUAAUGUCCCUAAUCGGAGCAUUCGGAGACCGAAGUUUGUUGACACCUGGAGCAACAAUGAUACCAGCUUGCACCUGCAAGCUGGUGGCCUGCAUAGAUCCAUUUGUGUACGCCAUCAGUCACCCGAGGUACCGCCUGGAGUUGCAGAAACGUUGCCCCUGGUUGGCCAUCAAUGAGAAGGCUCCCGAAGGCAGCUCAGCGGCAUCCAUAGCCACACAGGAACAACAACAAACAACUUCAGCCUAAAUAAUGACAAUAGACUAACGACUUUUGAUCACGUUGAACCCGUAAACUAUCCGGAACUGACAUGAAACUGGAAAUCUCUAUGAAUUCGUAAUAUUUAUGCCACUGUCUUAUUAUAACAAAUCAACAAUCAAUCUUAUUUUGUAGAGUAAAUAUUAAUGGUAGUGAAUUAUUGCAAGUUGUGAGAAGAAAAAUACAAAAAAAAAAAAGAUAUAAAUAAAUGAAAGCAAAAGAA